Molecule: messenger RNA, 1488 nt
Organism: Thyridium curvatum
Lineage: Eukaryota; Fungi; Ascomycota; Sordariomycetes; Thyridiales; Thyridiaceae
Exons: 2
Coding region: 1-1488 (495 amino acids)
Biological process (GO): transmembrane transport
Cellular component (GO): fungal-type vacuole membrane
Molecular function (GO): transmembrane transporter activity
Source: RefSeq, a predicted model, not a curated record
AUGUCCUCUAGUGUGCAAUCCUUGGUGCCCCAGGCGCACCUGAGCCGCCCAGACGAUGGCGACGAGAUCGAGAUGGCCGGUGGCCUGGAAAGUAGAAUGGAACCUCUGCAAAGAGUUGUCACAGCCGCGACUACUCCGACCAGUGAGAAUGCAGAAGAUGAGAUCUCUACAUGGAAGUCUGUGACCAUCGUCAUCUCCUCAUUUACCAUAGUAUUCGUAUGCUGCGGCCUCAACUUCGCUUUCGGCGUCUACCAAGCUCUAUUUGAGGAGUACGCCGAACAGCCGGACAAUCCCUUCACUGGUGCCACGCCCGCCCAGAUCGACCUGAUCGGCACACUGGGCAUCUCGUUCAUGACCAUCGGCGCACCGUUCGCCGUUGCGUGGGCCAAGCUAUUUUCGCCUCGUAAGGUCGCUUUCAUCGGCGGCCUGAUCUUUGGCCUCUCGUUGGUCCUGGCCAGUUUCGGAACGAAGCUAUGGCAUUUCCAGAUGACCCAGGGUUUCCUCCUCGGCAUCGGAACCUGUCUCUCGUACAUGGUGGCCGUGACCGUCGCGCCGACCUGGUUCACGUCCCGAAGAGGCCUCGCCAUGGGCAUCAUCCUCUCCGGCACAGGAGUGGGAGGCCUCGUCUGGGCCCCGUCCAUGACGGCCUCGGUCGAGCACAUGGGCUUCCGCAACACCCUCCGGGUAAGCGGCGCGUUCUCGGCCGUCUGCGUCGCGGCAGCCAGCAUGGCCCUGGGCUGGGAGCCGGCGACGAGGCGGGCCCUCGAGGCUGAGAGGGCGGCGCGCACGUCCAGCCGCGCCUCCGGCAUGCUCAAGGUGCCGCUGCUCGACGUCCGCGUCGCCCGGACGCGCAAGUUCGCCGCCCAGGCCCUGGGCGCCGUGCUGCAGUCGGCGGCCUACUACACGCCCGUCUUCUUCUUCGCCUCGUACGCGCGCACGCUCGGCUACGGCCCCGCCGCGGGCGCCAACUUCAUCGCCGUCAGCAACGCCUGCAACGCCGUCGGCAAGAUCGCCAUCGGCCACGCCGCCGACCGCGUCGGCCGGCUCAACCUGCUGUUCCUGACGACGCUCAUGAGCGCCAUCGUCACGGUGGCCUUCUGGCUGCCGUCGACGCUCUACCCCUACGACGGCGGCGCGGGCGGCGGCGCGCGGGGCCUUUUCGUCGCCUUCACCGUCUUCUACGGCAUCUUUGCCAGCGCGUACGUGUCGCUGUUCCCCACGAGCCUCGUCGAGCUUUUCGGCACCCAGAACUUCGCCUCGGUCAACGGCGUGCUGUACAUGGUGCGGGGCAUGGCGACGAUGAUCGGCACGCCCGUCGGCGGCGCGCUGAUCCGGUCCUCGGCGGCUGGGCUUGGGCCCAAGACGUACGAGGGCAUGUCCGUUCUGGUCAGUGUGCUGCUUUUCGGCGCGGCGGUGGCCGUCUUGUGGGUCAGGGCCGAAGCUAUGAUUUCUCAUGACGGCACGAGGGUGUGGAAGUGGAGGCUGUAA